AUGACCGUUUUCAGAACAGACUCAAAGAGCCAGCAGCCGGACCAGCAGCCCCACCAUCUGGGGCAAAAUAAAUUGGACGCGUCCAAAAUGCAUGAUCCCAUUUUGAGUGCAGUCAACGAAGCACAACCUUUUGAGGAGGCAAACCAGGUCCAGUUCACCAGGAAACAAUCAUACUUAUCGCAGGGAAGCGACGAAUUGAGGGACCCGUUUGGCAACAAAAUCAGACAGGCUGACGUGCUGAACCCCUCGCGGAGCCGGAACGAAAGACCGUUAGAUACAAUCAGGGCAUUUGAAUAUGCCAUCACGGGAGACAUGACAUACAGAGACCAGCUUGAAAGCGACCGGCUCGGAUGGGGAUUUCACGAAGAUUUCCCCCAUCACAACCUCAGCACGCUGGCGAGCGGAUCGUUGCAAACCGGAUAUUCACAGCCCGUGGCCUCGUUCAGUGGGGCCAACCAGCAGGUAUACCAGGCCACCAACUAUAGUGCGCUGUCAUUGAAGCCCGAGCCUAAGAAGAAAAAGGGGUUGUUUGGCCCUCGAAACAUAAAGUGA
This is a messenger RNA of Metschnikowia bicuspidata var. bicuspidata NRRL YB-4993, 552 nucleotides long. RefSeq lists its product as uncharacterized. The record is from RefSeq and is a predicted model, not a curated record. Lineage: Eukaryota; Fungi; Ascomycota; Pichiomycetes; Serinales; Metschnikowiaceae. Bases 1 to 552 code for a protein of 183 amino acids. The transcript is spliced from 2 exons.